AUGGACCUCGAACCGUUAGAGGUGGAGGCGGCUAAUGCGCCCAAAGAUGGCACCAACAACCAGGUACCGCUCCCUCCAGGCCGUUGUCGCGAACCCGUACUAAAGGACCCAAGGGAAGCGAAGAUUCAGGAAAUUCUAGGUGAUGUCGACUCCGAGGUCCUUUCCAGUGUUUCGUCCUUUGUCCGCUCGACUUCCCCUCAGACAUACGAUGGCUGUAUUCCGGCGGCGUUAGUAACCGUUGGCUCCAAUGUCUCGUCGCUGGCUCGUCUGCUGGCCAGACUCAACGACCAAUUCAUCACGGCCGGAGACGGUGGAGCUAUUGUGCUGGAAUCCGGUGAUGCGCCAAACCUCAAAACGACCCUCAAGAACAUCAUCCGAUUUGCUAUUACGAACACGGAAGGGAACAAUGGCUAUCAGUCAUUCCUCACAGAUCGAGAGGGCCCUAGACUCCUCGGCUACGAUCUGGACUUAUUAGGCGACUAUGUGAAGCGGAAGGGCAUCAAGAAGCUGGUUCUUGCCUUUCGAGAUAGUGAAGCUUUCGAUCCAGGCAUUCUUACGGACCUCUUGUCUUUACUAAGCUCCUGGCUUGAUCGGAUACCAUUUACCCUCCUGUUCGGCAUCUCAACUUCUGUGGAACUUUUCGAAGGGAGACUGCCGCGGUCAACUGUCGCCUUGCUACGGGGUAGAUAUUUCGAAAUACAUGAAGCGAGCAACUGCGUUGACCGCAUCUAUGGGAGGUUACAAGCGGAGCAGGAUGGGAAGAUCUGGCUGGGCAGGAACAUCACGAAUGUUCUGUUCGAGAAAUCCAAUGAUUCCUUUCAGACUCCGGAGGCUUUCAGUCGAACGGUCAAAUACGCAUACAUGUCACAUUUCUUCGCAAACCCGUUGGCGGUGCUCCUUGCAGACGAGACGGUUCCGAGCAUGCGACGGGGACUCGUGUGCGAAGCGCUCCGAAAUCUCCCUUCUUUCCGAUUUUAUUGCGAGGAAUUGCUUGAACAAGGCUCGGCCAAGCAAGUGCGUGACUUGCUUGAAAACGACGAGGUUCUCUUCCAGCAAUGUCUACAACACCUGAAAGACGGACAGCAGAAGAUGCGCGACAUCUUCCAAUGCGUCAAACUGACGCAUCUGCUUCUGAAGAAACUCAAUCUCGUCAAGAAGACUAGCAUAUCGGAACUCUCAAUCCGUGCCCUAUCUGGAGAACUUCAAGACUCGCAAUUGGUGGACGACAUCCUCCAAUCUGCAAAGACACUAGACUCCACCAUCCUCUCGGAAGUAUUCGAUAUCCUGCUGAGUACAUUAGCAGACCUCCCCGAGCUACAACAGAUCCAGACCGACUUCAACGCAUUAAUACAAUCAUAUCAAGGCACCGAACCCCUUCGCACCGCCCAUGACAAGCGCCAUUCCGUCGUCGCCACAACCGUCGUCCAGCAGCGGGUGAAACUCAGCAAAGGCAAAGCCAAGCUGCCCCAAGAGCACAUUGAGUACACCCAAAUUAUAGACCGCUUCCACGCCCUGCUCGAAGCAUACUUUGGGCAAACUCUUGAGAGCCCGCAAGAUCUCGUCCUUCAUGAAAUCUUUCUCUUUGACAUGAGGAACCCCCUAAAAGAGAUCUUCUCGCCGCGGCCACGCUUUGCAGUGGAACGGGCCUUGUCUAAUCCGUUCGACUAUCUCAUCUCAGACUCCCCAGAGAAAUCCGAGGCUACGGCUAGGGUGUCCGCGAAUCAGCCUGCUACGUCUAUUCUGUAUCAGCUGUAUCUGGAGUCCGGGUCCUUGGUCAACGUUUACGACCUCUGGCAGGCGUUCUACGCGGUGUUUGAAAGCGACAAAGGUGAUUCCUGCGACGAACGGACUACCAUGGCCCUGUUUUACCGCGCUUUGUCGGAGCUCAAGGCCCUGGGUAUGGUGAAGAGUAGUCGCAAGAAGGCAGACCAUGUUGCGAAGAGCGCAUGGAUGGGCUUGUAG
Molecule: messenger RNA, 1962 nt
Organism: Aspergillus niger
Lineage: Eukaryota; Fungi; Ascomycota; Eurotiomycetes; Eurotiales; Aspergillaceae
Exons: 8
Coding region: 1-1962 (653 amino acids)
Biological process (GO): DNA replication; DNA replication initiation
Cellular component (GO): nuclear pre-replicative complex; nuclear origin of replication recognition complex; DNA replication preinitiation complex
Molecular function (GO): DNA replication origin binding
Source: RefSeq, a predicted model, not a curated record